Anopheles gambiae (African malaria mosquito) is the source of this 861-nucleotide messenger RNA. It is a transcript of the gene NC2beta, whose product is annotated as protein Dr1. NCBI's taxonomy places the organism in Eukaryota, Metazoa, Arthropoda, Insecta, Diptera, Culicidae. The record is from RefSeq and is a predicted model, not a curated record. The transcript is spliced from 2 exons. Gene Ontology annotation, molecular function: TBP-class protein binding; core promoter sequence-specific DNA binding; protein heterodimerization activity. Gene Ontology annotation, cellular component: negative cofactor 2 complex. Gene Ontology annotation, biological process: positive regulation of transcription by RNA polymerase II; RNA polymerase II preinitiation complex assembly; negative regulation of transcription by RNA polymerase II. The coding region runs from base 158 to 688 and encodes 176 amino acids.
CUUUAUAGUCACUUUGAUCAUAAACACAGCAUUGUUGAUAUUUGGAUGGUGUCUGAAUUCAAGAGAAAAGGAAUGGAAACUUAACGUAUUAUCCUAACGUUUUCCUUUCUUCUAAUAAGCAUAACUGUUUAGUAAUUAACAACACAAAGGAAGGAAAAUGUCUGAUCCUCAUGAUGAACUUUGUCCACCGAACCAAGAGGACGAUGAACUAACGUUGCCACGAGCCAGCAUCAACAAAAUAAUCAAAGAGCUGGUACCGUCAAUAAGAGUUGCGAAUGAAAGUCGUGAGUUGAUUCUGAAUUGUUGCACUGAAUUCAUACAUUUGAUCAGCUCGGAAGCAAAUGAGGUUUGUAAUCAGAGAAAUAAAAAAACAAUUAAUGCCGAGCAUGUCUUAGAGGCCCUCGAUCGAUUGGGGUUCAAAGAUUAUAAGCAGGAAGCGGAAGCUGUGUUGAACGAUUGCAAACAGGUGGCUGCUAAAAGAAGGCGACAAAGCACUCGACUCGAAAACCUUGGCAUUCCCGAGGAGGAAUUGUUACGACAACAGCAAGAACUCUUUGCUAGAGCGCGUGAGGAACAGGCAGCUGCUGAACAACAACAAUGGUAUAGCGUUCAGACUGCUACACUACAGAAUGCCGAACUUUUUCAAAAACAAAUGUCUCAAGACGAAGACGACAGCGAUGAAUAUUAAACAUAAAUAUUAGCCUUUCAUGAAAAGUUUCGCUGAGUAGACCAGAGAGAAUUGGUGAACGGAAAAACAGUGCACAUAGUUAACAACGGAGCAUUGAAUAUUUUCUAAGAAAACAAGAAAGCAGAUAAAAUACCGAAUUUUCGAAAUAUAACAGAAUAAUCGUAUCAAUACAA